AUGGGGACUGAAAAUGUCAGCAUUUUUAGAAGUGACGAAGACGAGAACGUCGCGCUGAUCUUCGGCGUCACCGGACUCGUGGGACGUGAGAUUGUAAAGACGCUACUGACGUCGAAACCCAGAUGGAGAAUCUACGGCGUGGCGCGAAAUCCGGACAUCGAUUCCAUGACGAAGAUGUACAGUUUCAUCUCCUGCGAUCUGCUCAACGCAUCCGAGACCAAACAGAAGUUGUCUCCAUUACAAGAAACCGUGAGUCACGUGUUUUGGGUCACGUGGUCUGGCGAGUACCCAUUGGACAGCGACGAGUGCUGCCUUCAGAACAGAGCGAUGCUGGCAAACGCUUUGGACGCGAUUCUCCCAAACGCCAAGAGGUUAAAGCAUUUCUCGCUCCAGACGGGGAUGAAGCAUUACGUGUCUCUUGUCGGAGAGACUCUCACUCGAAGAGAUUUGUGUUAUUACAGCGAGGAGUGUCCGAGAAAGAGCUCCGGGAGGAACUUCUAUUACGUUUUGGAGGAUUUGCUGAAGGAGAAGAUCUCUGGCAAUUCAGUUGUUUGGUCGGUUCAGAGACCCGGUUUGCUAAUGGGAAGCUCAACGAGAACUCUGUACAACUUCAUGGGAAGUCUUUGUGUUUAUGGAGCGAUGUGUAAGUAUUUGAAUCUUCCUUUUGUGUUUGGAGGGUCAAGAGAAUGUUGGGAGGAAAGUUACAUUGACGGCUCUGAUGCGAACUUAGUCGCGGAACAGCAUAUAUUCGCUGCGACAAGUGGGAGUGUGCGCGAUAAAGGUGAAGCCUUUAACGCCAUUAACGGAGUAGGGUUCACUUGGAAGGAGAUUUGGCCGGAGAUAGGGAGGAAACUUGGGGUGCAAGUUAAUGAAACGAAGAUGUUUGAUGAAGGUUUUUCUAUUGCUAGAGAGAUGGGUGAGAGAAAACAUGUGUGGGAUGAGAUUGUGGUGAAGGAGAGGCUUGUUCGGACCGAUAUUGAGAGUUUGGCGAAUUGGGUUUUCUUGGAUGUUCUGUUUAGAUGCCCUGUGAAGCUUCUUGGGACGAGAGAUAAAAUAGAUAGCUUUGGUUUUAAGAGGAAAUAUAGAACACUAGAUUCGAUUUUGUAUUGGAUUGAUGUGAUGAGAGAUGAAAAACUCAUUCCUUUGUAA
Messenger RNA from Microthlaspi erraticum, 1149 nucleotides. NCBI's taxonomy places the organism in Eukaryota, Viridiplantae, Streptophyta, Magnoliopsida, Brassicales, Brassicaceae. The record is from the annotation of a GenBank genome assembly.